AUUAAGUAUAUAAAGAGACUCUUCUUCUUAAACAAUUAGUUACACUUAUGUUGUGGUUGUUAUAGUGGUUUAGGAAAAAAACAACCAAUAUGAAAUUGGUUUUUACUUCAUUUUUAAUAGGAAUAUGUUCGGCUGCUAGGUUAGAAAAUACAUAUCUGCCCCCCAAUGGGGGAAGGGGAGCAGGCGGUGGUCCGGGUUUGACAGCACCUAGACCAAGUGGAAACGGUGGAAAUGGAGGGCCAAAGCCAGUUUACGGCGCUCCAAACGGUGGCCGAGGGGGCGGUGGGUCCGGUGGUGCUGGUGGGGGCGGCGGAGGAGGUGAACCAAUUCCGAUUAUAUCCUACGAGAAUGUAAAUAAUGGUGACGGCAGCUACAAAUUCAGUUACGAAACAGGCAAUGGCAUCAAAGUCGAAGAAGAAGGAGAAUUGAAGAAUGCCGGCAGUGAGAACGAGGCGCAAUCAGCAAUCGGAUCAUUCUCUUACACAGCUCCGGAUGGACAAGAAAUAAAAGUUGAAUACACGGCUGACGAGAACGGGUUUGUCCCCAAAGGGGCUCACUUGCCAACGCCACCUCCAAUUCCGGAGGAAAUUUUAAAAUCRCUGGAGCAAAAUGCGGCCGAAGAAGCUGCCGGUGGGGGCGGGUAUGAGAACGGAGGUGCUCCUGCAGGAGGUGGAAAUGGGUAUCCUCGAGGUCCGGGUGGAAAUGGAGGGGGAAAUGGGGGUGGAAACGGAGGUGGAAACGGAGGUGGAAACGGAUACAGGUACUAGGGUUGUUUAACAAUAAUUCAUCAGUUUUUCACACCCAUUUAUUUAUUUUGUCAUAAACAUUGUAAAACUCGUUGUAUAUUUGUUAUCUUGUAAUGGAAGUUAGUAACAAAUUUUCAACGAAUUGUUGCCGCUACAAAUUGUAAUAUUAAUGUUGACAUAAUGUUAGAAAUAGAUUGUUGACGACUGUGCAAUGAACUGGAUAUUGAAUAAUUUAAGAUGUGAUUACACCUGCCUUACCCUCUGUGUCAUUAUAUCCCACUGACGUGGGUAUUAUUUAUAAUAUUUUAAUGUUAUGUGAAGAAGUAUAAAUGCAAUACAUAUGAAAAUGAACAUAUUGAGAAAAAUAGUUGUGUUUUUUU
Molecule: messenger RNA, 1126 nt
Organism: Tribolium madens (black flour beetle)
Lineage: Eukaryota; Metazoa; Arthropoda; Insecta; Coleoptera; Tenebrionidae
Product: pupal cuticle protein 20-like
Exons: 3
Coding region: 90-767 (225 amino acids)
Cellular component (GO): chitin-based extracellular matrix
Molecular function (GO): structural constituent of chitin-based larval cuticle
Source: RefSeq, a predicted model, not a curated record